This is a messenger RNA of Striga hermonthica, 1614 nucleotides long. Lineage: Eukaryota; Viridiplantae; Streptophyta; Magnoliopsida; Lamiales; Orobanchaceae. The record is from the annotation of a GenBank genome assembly.
AUGGCGGUGCUGUUGGAGGACAUUGUGAAGUCCGUGGAGCAGCUGUUGAAGCUGAUCGGCAAGAAAAGCGAGGAGCAAUCGUUCGUCGACCCCACGCUCGACCCCGUCCUCCUCGUGCCGGGCAUCGCCGGUUCGAUUCUGAAUGCGGUCAACGAUAAAACCGGUAAGACUGAGAGGGUUUGGGUCCGUAUCCUUGCGGCCGAUCACGAGUUCCGGGACAAGCUCUGGUCUCGCUUCGAUCCUGCCACAGGUAAAACUGUGACCUUAGAUGAUGACACACAUAUUGAGGUUCCUCAAGACAGACAUGGUCUGUAUGCAAUUGAUAUGUUGGACCCUGACAUGGUGAUUGGUGGUGAUUGUGUAUAUUAUUUUCAUGACAUGAUAGCUGAAUUAAUCAGCUGGGGCUAUAAAGAGGGAACAACACUUUUUGGGUUCGGAUAUGAUUUCCGCCAGAGCAACCGAUUUCAGGAAACACUGGAUCGCUUCGCAUCAAAACUUGAGUCAGUUUAUACUGCCUCUGGGGGUAGAAAAAUAAACUUAAUAAGUCAUUCUAUGGGUGGUCUUUUGACUAAAUGUUUCAUGAGCCUGCAUAGUGAUAAAUUUGAGAAGUAUGUAAAAAAUUGGAUUGCUAUUGCAGCUCCCUUUCGAGGUGCACCUGGAUAUAUAACCUCCACAUUUUUGAAUGGAGCAUCGUUUGUUGAAGGGUGGGAGCAGAAUUUUUUUAUUUCAAAAUGGAGUAUGCAACAAUUGCUACUUGAAUGCCCGUCAAUAUAUGAAUUGAUGGCCUGUUUAGAUUAUAAAUGGGAACAUGUUCCACUUCUUGAAAUAUGGAGACAAAGACACGAUAGUGAUGAGAGUUCCACCGUGAUGUUGGAGUCAUAUUCGCCUGCAGAAGCUAUACCGAUCUUUAUGGAAGCACUUUCGAUAAACAAGAUCAAGUUUAAUGGUUCAGAUAUAUCAGUGCCAUUCAACGUGGAGAUUCUAAAAUGGGCUAACGAGACUCGUAAGUUGUUGAGCUCUGCAGAGGUUCCCGGCCAAAUUAAAUUUUAUAACAUUUACGGCACAAGCUAUGACACACCUCAUACUGUUUGUUAUGGAAGUGAAAAUGCCCCAGUCUCGGAUUUGCGUGAAUUGCCCACUCUCCUGGCCAAGUACAUAAAUGUCGAUGGUGAUGGCACUGUUCCAGUGGAAUCUGCCAAAGCAGACGGGCUUCGAGCAGAGGCUCGGGUGGGAGUCCCGGGGGACCACAGGGGCAUCCUAUGCGACCGACACGUUUUCAGAAUUCUGAAGCACUGGCUGAAAGCCGAUUAUGAUCCUUUCUACAACCCUUUGAACGAUUACGUCAUUCUACCAACUGCCUUUGACUUGGAGGCCUUCAAGACAAAUGACGGUUUGCAAGUUACGAAAAUUAGGGAGGAAUGGGAAAUUAUAGGAGACUUUGACUCGGAAAACGAAAAGCCUCUUGUGGGUACCAUUGAUGUGGCUCGUGCGAGUGGGAGUGACGGGGGGUCGGUGCAGGAAGAAGCUCACGCUACUCUGGUUAUUGCCGAACCAGAAAAGGAUGGUAAAAAGCACGUCGAGCUUAGUGCAGUGUCCAUCUCGGCAAGCGCGUGA